Hyaloperonospora brassicae is the source of this 2061-nucleotide messenger RNA. The record is from the annotation of a GenBank genome assembly. NCBI's taxonomy places the organism in Eukaryota, Oomycota, Peronosporomycetes, Peronosporales, Peronosporaceae.
AUGGACGCCACCGCCGCGACCGGAAGCGCUGCCGCAAACACGUGGCGGCCGCCCGCCGACGACGCGUCCGCGACGUUCCGCCACCAGACAGCGCUGCCGAAGCUGCCGGUCCCGACGCUGGAGGAGACGUGCGCGCGCUUCGUGGCGUCCGUCGCCGCGCUGCAGACGCCCGCCGAGCAGCAGCAGACCGUGCGCAGCGUGGCGGCGUUUCUAGCGCGCGACGGGCCGCGUCUGCAGCAGCAGCUGCUCGCGCACGCGCACGACAGCGUGUCGUUCAUUGAGGCGUUCUGGUCCGACGCGUACCUCCAGCACCGCCGCUCGCUCGUGCUGCACGGGAACCCGUUCUUCGUGCUGGCCGACGACCCGACGCCUUUGCGCAACUCGCAGCUGCCGCGCGCCGCGUCGCUCAUCUCGGGCGCGCUCCAGGUCGUCCGCGCCGUGCGGCAGAAGACGCUCGAGCCCGACACGUGGCGCGGCCACGAGGCGCUCUGCAUGCACCAGUACAAACGCCUCUUUGGCUGUGCCCGCGUGCCGUCGGCCGACGCAGACCACGUCCUGCGCGACGACCGCGCGACGCACGUUGUCGUGCUCUGCCGCAACCAGUUUUACUGGUUCGACGUCGUCUGGCCCGACGGCGUCGCGGCCAUUACCGAGCGCGAGCUCGUGGCGAACCUCCAGGCCAUCCGCGACGACGCGCGCCGCGCAGACGACGUCGCGGCCGCGGCCAGUGCUGUCGGUGUGCUCACGACCGAGCGCCGCGCGACGUGGGCCAAGCUGCGGGCCACGCUGCAGCGCCAGAACGAGGCCGCGCUGGCCGUCAUUGACCGCGCGCUGUUCCUCGUGUGCCUCGAUCCAACUGCGCCGCUCGAUGCAGCGGCCGCUGCUGCGACCGCACUGCACGGCACGUACAACAUUACGACUGACGGCGUGCAAACGGGCACGUGCAUGAACCGCUGGUACGACAAACUGCAGCUGAUCGUGUGCGAGAACGGCGUGGCCGCGUGCAACUUUGAGCACGCGUUCGUGGACGGCCACACGGUGCUCCGCUUUGUGUCGGACAUGUUCACCGACACGGUCCUCCGCUUUGCGCAGACCAUUCGAGCUGGCCGCGACGCCUUCGUGGACGCGUCGUACCGCGCGCCGCAGCUGAGUCCCGUCGACGCGCCCGAUCACCCGCGCGUGCAGCCGCGCAAGCUCGAGUGGGUACUGGACCAAGAGCUGCAAGAGGGCAUCAAGUUUGCCGAGGCCCAGCUGAGCGACCUGAUGCAGCAGAAUGAGGUCAAGGUGCUCGAGUUCACGGCCUUUGGCAAGCUCUUUAUCACCCAGCACAACAUGAGCCCGGACGCUUUUGUGCAACUGGCCUUUGUCGCCGCUUACUACUUCCAAUACGGCAACGCGCCGUGCAUUUACGAACCGGUGCUGACCAAGCGCUUUUUACACGGCCGCACAGAGGCAGCACGAGCUAUGACAGUCGACGCGCUCGAGUUUGUCAAAGUGUUUUUCUCGGACAAGACGCCGCUCGAAAAGAUUGCGUCGCUGCGCAAGGCAAUCGCCACACAUGUCAGUAACGUGCAAAACUGUGCAGCUGGCAAGGGCCCCGAGCGCCACCUCUACGCCCUCGAGUGCCUAUGGCAACGCGAGAAGGCUGCCGACAGCACGAAGACUACACCGGCGCUGUUUGCCGACGACGCGUGGCGCAAGCUGAACCACUCGGUGCUGUCAACAAGUAACUGCGGCAACCCGAGUUUGCGGUUGUUUGGCUUUGGUCCCGUGGUACAAGACGGAUUCGGCAUUGGCUACAUCAUCAAAGACGAAGGCAUCCAGUUCUGCGCAUCGUCGCGGCAUCGCCAGACCGAGCGCUAUCUCAAGAACCUCGAGUCGUUCUUGCUGCGUGUGCAGGACCUGUUGAUGCAUGAAGAAGAGAUUCGUUUUCCGCACAGCACUGCCGCCAAGAAAAAGCAAGCGACGUUCAAGGGCUAUGGGUUUUUCGACGACGGCGACCAGCCCACAGAAGCCAAGGCUCGAGCGUCCAUUGCCGGCGUCGGUAAACUACUCGGAUAG